AUGGGAAUUAAGUCGUGAGAGAAGAAAUAAAUUUAGAGGUGAACUCCAGAAAUAGGUGUUGUGAGCAUCUAUGAAGUUUAUACCUAGUAAAUGUUUGCUGACAUUGCGAUGAUGUUUUGCUUUGGUAUUUGCCAACCGCCAACUGUCAUUAGUCCAGGGUUUUUUUCUGCAGUGUUAUAUCCUCUCUCUCUCUCUCUCUCUCUCUCUCUCUCCCCGUGUGGGUGGAUGGUCGUGGUCACGAUCUCCGCAGGAGGUACGAAUAUGCUUCUGCAGAAUCCAUCAGCUAACACGACAAGUUAUGUGCCAUUACCAUAUCGCCAGAUGUUCCGUUCGUUUUCCUGCUUUCCAGUACCUUGUUGAGCCCUGCUGCCAUGGAAAUGAGCAUGGUGAUCCAAGCUGUCAAUGCCGAUAAACACGAAGUCCUCGAAAACCCCUCACAGAGAGCAAGUAGCAAAGAACCUAUGUGUUCCUUUGGUAUGGAAGGAGAAAGCAAGACAGCCCGAGGAAGCUUUUAGCAUCCAAACAUCACCUAUCUUGGAUCCACCCGUACCUCCAGUCAAUUUUCAGAUAUCAAUUCCUUUUGAAUGGGAAGAAAAACCAGGAAAACCGAGAUCUUUCUCACCACCAAGGCUGGAUUCCGUUCUGUCUUGCAGCCCUAUCACUUCUAUAAGAGAAGCAUCAGGGGAAAGAUGUGAUGAAGAUUGGGAAGAGGAGGAUGGUGGUGAAAGAGAUGAUGAGGACGACCUGUUCGAACUGGAUCUGGAGGCUUUCGCUUUCGACGAGAAUGAUCUCCCCCUAAGGACCUUCUCUGGGUCCACUACGGCCUUCCUGGCUAACUGUAUGUCAACCCUGUCCGGGAUAUCUAACGCGACCCCCACAGACCUUCUGCCAUCAGAAACGGAUGAAGAGGCAAGCAGCAGCGAAGGCGAUAGUUCUUACAUAGAAUUCAUUUUCCCCCUUGCUUCUCCUCACCCUGGUUUUCUGCAAGAGGCCUUUACUGCUGAGAAUCGCCUCUCUGAUGUCUCCGGACAUGGAUCCCGAAGGCACAGCUGCUGCAGGGUCACCUGCGUACACGUGAAUAGGAUGCCCCCCACUCUUGGGCAUUUGAAGUUCACGAGCUGCAGGAGAAGAAAACCCAAAAUAAAGUCUACUAACGUUGAGCGCAGGGACCACGCUUCUGCCCUGGUGAAAAGGAAGCGUCCAAUCGUUCGAGUUUUGAUGUUUGUGAGUCGGAGGGUGGGAAGGUCCAAAAGGAAGGCGACUGCCAAUCACAGAAACAGCCACGUUCCAUCGCCGAGAAAGCACAAAGCGGUAUGCUGCCCGUUCAGGACUGGUGGAUCUGGAAGCAGGGAAAAGAAACAAGACAAAACAUCCUUAGGUUGAACGGAGAAGGCAAGCGGAACGCCCUUCCUAUCAAAAUUGUAUAUGAAUACAUUUAACCAUUUCAUGUCGUUUCAAAUGUUUUUUCUU
This is a messenger RNA of Nymphaea colorata (pocket water lily), 1470 nucleotides long. RefSeq lists its product as uncharacterized. The record is from RefSeq and is a predicted model, not a curated record. Bases 403 to 1383 code for a protein of 326 amino acids. The transcript has 3 exons. NCBI's taxonomy places the organism in Eukaryota, Viridiplantae, Streptophyta, Magnoliopsida, Nymphaeales, Nymphaeaceae.